AUGAACGACGACGACGCCGACGUCGACCCGGCGCAGCGCGUGAUUCGCAAGACGUACCGAAUCGCGAAGCGUUCGAUCGCGGAGCUCGUGCGGGGGUACUUCGCGCACAACGCGAGCGCGAGGACGGCGUGCGAACACUUGAUGCGCGUGAGCGGAGAGACGAUGGAAAAUCUUACCGACGCUGAGUACGUCGCUCGGGAGACGCCGCUCGAUCACCUGGCGUUUCGAUCGCUGGGGACGAAGGAUAUGGGGAUCGACGGGGUGUGUGAGCGCUUCGAGGCGUGCGGGUACGUUUUGUGUGAGGAGAGCGAGGACGGACCGGCGGCGACGUAUCGGUUUCCGGAGAAGAGAGUCCGCGCGCGGUGGAUGCGGCCACCCGAGACGCCUAUCGGAGAGAUCGCGCUGCCGAGGAUCUUCGUGAGUGAGUUGGUGUUGGAAGAGUGCGACGCAGAUCUGAGGAGUUUGGUGGAGGGGGUACUGGCGCGCGUCUCGGAUGGGAAGGUGUUUCAGAGCGGAGAGUACGCGGAUGGACGCAUCGCUCGAUGGCAAUUACCGGCGGCAAGCACGUACGCCAAGCUCCAAAAGUUGAGCGAGUACGCAAGUUGGACGCUCUUGCACGGCUACGCGGUGAAUCACAUCGCGGUGAGCCUGUUUCAGUUGAGGAAAAAGUAUCCCGAGACGCCGAUACGCGCGCUCGAGGACGUGGAUAAAGCGUUCGCGGCAAACGCCGCACUGGCGAGGAAGCCGUGGAACGACCGAGGAGGCAGGAUCAAGCGCUCACCGUCGGGCUUGUUGUUGCAAAGCUCUUUGAUGUCCGAGCCACAUCGAUUCAACCUUUACAAACAGACGCAAGCGAUUCGGAACAGAUACGGCAGAGACGACGAGGAGGAAAUUUUCAAGGAGUACAAGCUUCCUGGAUCUUACAUCGAAUUCGUUCAACGCAUGCCCAGGCCUGAACAUGCGGAUAAAGCGUUCGAGGAACUUAAUGAACAGGAUUUGCGCGACGGUUUCGAGUCGAGUAAUGCGGACCAGAUUUUUGAGUCGACGAGCGUAGUCUUGGCGUCGGCACAACGUAACCAGAAUCCGCCGAUAUCUGGCGCCGCAGCACCGUCGGAGCCGCCAGCGGGACCACGUUCUGGUGCUCCACAGGCUGUGGCGCCACGGAUACAUGCGAAGACAGAGCGAGUGGACAAUAUGCCGGGAAGGGGAAAACAGGGCAACGCGGACGUCAUCGAUUUGACGUAG
Molecule: messenger RNA, 1245 nt
Organism: Ostreococcus tauri
Lineage: Eukaryota; Viridiplantae; Chlorophyta; Mamiellophyceae; Mamiellales; Bathycoccaceae
Product: Domain of unknown function DUF1338
Exons: 1
Coding region: 1-1245 (414 amino acids)
Molecular function (GO): oxidoreductase activity
Source: RefSeq, a predicted model, not a curated record